Ectocarpus sp. CCAP 1310/34 is the source of this 711-nucleotide messenger RNA. The record is from the annotation of a GenBank genome assembly. NCBI's taxonomy places the organism in Eukaryota, Phaeophyceae, Ectocarpales, Ectocarpaceae.
AUGGGCCUACUCUGCUCACAGGACAAGGUCUCUCGAUUUGUCGAGUUCUUCCAGAACGUGUUCGGAGAAGUCGAUAUCGCCGUUGAUGAGGCCGAGAGCGUCGUGAAGUGUUGGUGGGGGCGUAGUGAUCGCGCCGCCAGCAGAACAGUGGAUUACCUGGAGCAUGGCAUCCGAGUCUGCCGGGAAGGGCCGUGGCAGGUGAGGAUUCCCACGCGCCCCGCAGAGAGCGGGACGUCGCGCCUGGUGCUCUCGGCCGGUGUGCCGUAUCCAUCGGACAAGCAGCUGGGUGCGCUAUCUGCCGUCUACGGCAUCGUGGCUGCUAGCGUCAAGGCGAAUUGCUUGAAGGCCCAGCCGUCGUCGCCGCCGUCAUCAGGCGAUGGUGCCGAUGUCGGCCUCAGCGGGGCGCGGCACCGACAUGACGGCCUCCCUCAAAGCUUUGCUCCUCCUAGCGUGGAGGCGGCCAGUGACAGCGUUAAGGUUGCGCAGCUGUGGGGGCUCCAUGACUGUGUCCAGGCCGCCCUGGAUCGCCUGGUUGCCGGGCCAGAGGAUCGUCUGGUUGUCGGGCCAGACAAGAAUGCAUACCGGGAACACGUUUCUCUGCGGCUCGGACAACGUAACCUGGAACAGCUCGCGAGCACCGGGUGGGUCCGCGAGGUGGAGCGGCGAGGGGCAAAGACUUGUCUGCGCCAUCACCAUCGCAACGCGUGGUAG